ACAUGUAUGCGCUGACUGGACGUCAAAGCCUGGAACUUUCUUUUGCGAUUAUCCUUCUCUGUUGGGCAGACUGCAGCCCCUCUCUGCAGGAGGAUUUGGCUCCCCUUGAAGUAAAGUUCCAUUCUUUGGACUUUAGACAUGUCUUACACUGGAAACAUCCACAAAAAGCUGUCAAGAACCUGACAUAUUUUGUUCAGUCUAAAAUAUAUGGAGAUAAAGAGUGGACUAAUUCUGAGGACUGUCAAGGCAUUCGGUUGCUGGAGUGUGACUUGAGUCAGGCAACGUCAGAUCCCAGAGAAUGGUACUAUGCCAGGGUCCGCUCGUUCUCCUCUGAGGGCUUCUCAUCUUGGGUCCUUAGCCACAGGUUUUACCCUCAGUGGGAAACCAGUUUCAGUCCGCCGCAGAUAAAGGUGACCAUGACAGGACGGAUCAUUUCAGUUCAGAUCAAACCUCCGAGGACACCUCUGCGAGGACAAAAUGGCUCUAGGAUACGAGUGACAAAACUGCAGAAACUGACAUUUAGAAUAUACCUAAUGCACAAUGAUGUUGAGGAGGAAGUUUAUGAAACAGACAGUUGCUCCAAGGAGCUUGUGAUAGAGGGGCUACGUCCGAAAACCACCUACUGCCUUCAGGCUGUUUCCGUUACUCCUCGCUCAGGCCGCAAAAGCUUACGGAGUCCCAGCACCUGCAUCAGCACUCAUUGAGGGCUUAGUGUCUCCCACAGGGUGAGGCUGCUUCUGGACCUUUGUUCAAGAUAAAAAUUACACACAUACACACUACAUAGUGGAAUGUCUGCAAUUUUUCACCAAGGUCAUGUUUACUAUAAAACUGAGUAUAAGCCUGGCUUUGUAUUUAGGUUAUAUUAUAGCUUAAGUGUGUAAUUUCUGCACCGCUAGCACCAUCAGCCAAAACAAUGACUGUUUACAUACAGGUUUCCUGAACACUCUCAUAUUUCAUUGGAUGAACAAAGAGAUAGUGCCGCCCUUAAAUCACACCACUGGUUUGAGUCAGCAGCAGCGGAAAGUGUUUUUUUUUUGUGUGUGUGUGUCUGUGUUUUUCUCAGGAAAAUCAACUAAUGGCUUACUUGAAGAUAUUUAGUAUUAAGUUACAUGCACACUUCAGCAUUAAGGCUAAUGAAUGAUGAAAAUAAAAACAUGAACUAAUAACGGCUUUAGGGCUGAGAACUGAACACCAAACUGAAUUUAAUAUUGUGACACAGUGUUGAAACGCAACAAAUGAAUUGCUAAACUAAAUAAAUUAUAAAAGAAAUGCUAAAAUGUUGUAUAAAGUAUUUAUUGGUCACUUGUGUACAGUAAAAUAGUAGAAUUUUUGAUAUAUAUAUCUAUGAGAUGAUUCUGGGCUCAGCCCUUUUUUUUUAUUUUGAGCCCUCCUGGAGCAAAAAAACAAAACAAUCCACAUCCGAACAGAACAGUUUUUAACAAAUUUAAACUGGUCACAUGAGUAAAACAUAGGAUAAAAACAGAGCUCAAUACAGCGGACACAAGCAAACCAGUAAAACUCUGAGGCAGUGCACUGUGUACCAUGUAACAAUCUUUCAAAAUCAUUUCACAAUCCAAGACUUCAACUUUGGUGAAAACAGAAAUCAUCUGUGGCUUUCUCUAAAGGUUUUCUGUCAUUCACACAUCUGUGUCCUUCACGUUUCGGAACCGGUCCAAAUAAAACUGCUCUAAAAAAAAAA
This is a messenger RNA of Carassius auratus (goldfish), 1699 nucleotides long. RefSeq names its product interleukin-22 receptor subunit alpha-2-like. Gene Ontology annotation, molecular function: cytokine receptor activity; protein binding. Gene Ontology annotation, biological process: cytokine-mediated signaling pathway. Gene Ontology annotation, cellular component: plasma membrane. The record is from RefSeq and is a predicted model, not a curated record. The coding region runs from base 3 to 704 and encodes 233 amino acids. The transcript has 6 exons. Lineage: Eukaryota; Metazoa; Chordata; Actinopteri; Cypriniformes; Cyprinidae.